Molecule: messenger RNA, 914 nt
Organism: Nanorana parkeri
Lineage: Eukaryota; Metazoa; Chordata; Amphibia; Anura; Dicroglossidae
Gene: VTI1B
Product: vesicle transport through interaction with t-SNAREs 1B
Exons: 6
Coding region: 66-734 (222 amino acids)
Biological process (GO): macroautophagy; intra-Golgi vesicle-mediated transport; retrograde transport, endosome to Golgi
Cellular component (GO): endoplasmic reticulum membrane; Golgi apparatus; SNARE complex
Molecular function (GO): SNARE binding; SNAP receptor activity
Source: RefSeq, a predicted model, not a curated record
UAAGGGGAAAAAAACCAACUAAAACGAAAACAAACCGAUGCGGCUGAUUAUAAAUAUUCGUUUCAAUGUCUUCCGAGCACUUUGAGGCCAUUCACGAUGUUUUUAGAGUUCGUUAUGACCAUUUGCAGGAGAUCCCCGAGAAGCUCAAGAAUCGUCAUGGAGAGGAAAGAAAGAAGAUUCUUCAUGACUUUGAAGAAAACCACUUGGAGGCAAAUGAAAUGCUUAUACAAAUGGAAAAGGAACUAAAAAGUGCUCCACCAUCUUUUCAAAGAGAGAUGAUAAGCAAGCUGCAUGUGUAUAGACGAGCCCUUGCUAAAUUGCAGACAGAAACAAAAAACAUGUCUACUGGACUGACGUAUGAGAACAGCAAGAAAGGAUUUGCACAUGUGGAAGAUCAAAAUAAUGCUUUUCGGUCACAAAGAACACUUCUCCUUGAUUCCAGCAAAAGCUUGAACAGUGGUACAGACAGUAUAGCUAGAUCUCACCAUUUAGCUGCUGAAACAGAUGCCAUUGGUCACGAUAUUGUGGAAGUGCUUGGUGGUCAGAGAGAGCAACUGGAAAGAACAAAGGACCGACUAAUAAAUACAGGGGAAAAUUUAAGCAAAAGUAGGAAGAUCCUGCGGACCAUAUCUAGAAAACUUGUGACAAACAAGCUUUUGCUUUCCAUUAUCGUCACCUUGGAAUUUGCUAUUCUUGCUGGAUUGGUUUAUUACAAAUUCUUCAGGAAAACCUGACCCUUGCCUGCAAAUAAUAUUCUUCCAGUGAAGAUGAGAGUUAAGAAAUGCCGACCAGAACUCUGCCUAUGAAAACAGAACCUAAAUAAGAUAUUACAUUCCCUGAAAACAUAUUUUCCGGUGUCAGUUCUCAUGACAUAUAAUCGCAGGAAAUGUAUUUUUGGCUACAUAAUGAAUGCU